Molecule: messenger RNA, 1738 nt
Organism: Salvia splendens (bonfire salvia)
Lineage: Eukaryota; Viridiplantae; Streptophyta; Magnoliopsida; Lamiales; Lamiaceae
Product: alpha-L-fucosidase 1
Exons: 3
Coding region: 112-1665 (517 amino acids)
Biological process (GO): fucose metabolic process; glycoside catabolic process
Cellular component (GO): lysosome
Molecular function (GO): alpha-L-fucosidase activity
Source: RefSeq, a predicted model, not a curated record
AUUGAUGGUUUAAGUUUAAGCGCACUAGUUACUCAAAUUUCAUAGUCGCUUCAAAAAGUCAAGAAAGAUCACCACCAACAACAAACCAGCUCUCAGUCACCAGCAAUCUCAAUGAAAAUUCUCAAAUUUCGGCAGCCCAUUUGGGCAACACGACUUCCCGUGGUCUUGACAGCAACGAUCAUCCAUCUUCUCCGAGUUACGAGCUCAGUCACGCCGCCGCCGCUGCCAAUUCUCCCAAUUCCGAGCGCGCAGCAGAUUUCAUGGCAGCUCGCGGAGAUGGCCCUCUUCCUGCAUUUCGGCACCAACACUUUCACGGACUCGGAGUGGGGGACGGGGCACGCGGACCCCUCUGUUUUCAACCCCACCGAGUUCAACGCGACUCAGUGGGUCACCGUGGCGAAGCAGUCUGGUUUCUCUCGCGUCAUUCUGACCGCAAAGCACCACGAUGGAUUCUGCCUGUGGCCCUCUGACUACACCGAUUACUCUGUAAAAUCUACUACUUGGAGGAAUGGGAGUGGAGAUGUGCUGAGAGAUUUGGCUGAAGCUGCCAGAAUUGGUGGGGUGGAAUUGGGGGUUUAUCUCUCCCCUUGGGAUAGGCAUGAAUCUUGCUAUGGCAAGACUUUGGAGUAUAAUGAGUUUUACUUGGCCCAGAUGACUGAGUUGCUCACUAGAUAUGGUGAGAUUAGAGAAGUUUGGUUAGAUGGUGCAAAGGGUGAAGGGGAGAAAUACAUGGAGUACUUCUUUGAUGAUUGGUUUAGUUUCAUUCAUCAACAUCAGCCCGGGGCUGUCAUAUUCUCGGAUGCUGGUCCCGACACAAGGUGGAUCGGGGAUGAGGCUGGCGUCGCUGGGAGUACUUGUUGGUCUCUCUUCAACCGCACCAAUGACAUGAUUGGCAACACUGACAGUAAAUAUUCUGGGCAGGGAGACCCUUUUGGGCAUGACUGGGUACCUGCAGAGUGCGACGUCUCAAUCCGGCCCGGAUGGUUUUGGCAUGCCUCUGAAUCUCCUAAAUCGGCCUUAACCCUCCUCGAUCUAUACUACAAGUCCGUAGGGAGGAACUGCCUCCUCUUACUAAAUGUGCCACCAAAUUCUUCGGGUCUCAUAUCCCAGGAAGACAUUCAAGUUCUUCAAGAGUUCUCAGAGAUCCGGAGCUUCAUCUUCUCACACAGUCUAGCAGAAGACGCGUCUGUCUCUGCCAGCAGCACGCGCGGUGACCUUAUCGAUCCGCGUUAUAGCCCCCACAACGUUCUCCAGCAAGGCACACACUCCUACUGGGCUCCCGGGAGUGUGCAGUCAGGCUGGAUACUGUACUUGGAUCUGCAGGAGACCAUUGCGUUCAAUGUGUUAAUGGUGCAAGAGCCGAUUCAGAUGGGGCAGAGGAUCAUCAGGUUCCAUAUCGAUUUCUUGAAUGAGGACGGGGAGUGGAAGGUGGCAGCAAAGGGCACCACAGUCGGAUACAAGAGGCUGCUGCUGUUUCACAGUGUGAGAGCCACCCACCUACGCCUCGUCGUGGAGGAGUCCCGGGCUGACCCUCUGAUAGCUUAUGUAGGUAUAUAUAUGGAUCCAUUCUCCGUUGUCAAUCAUAUUUCUGAGCUAAGCUCUGCAUCACCCAUCAAUGGCAGUCACCCUCUUCAACAAGCUACCAACAGAAUUGCAUCUUCGUAAUUCAUGUUCUUGUUCUUGUUUAAGUUCUGUAUUUGUGAAUCAAUAUAUGCAGUAAAAAGCUCAUUUUGUUGUA